Messenger RNA from Saprolegnia parasitica CBS 223.65, 276 nucleotides. RefSeq lists its product as hypothetical. NCBI's taxonomy places the organism in Eukaryota, Oomycota, Saprolegniomycetes, Saprolegniales, Saprolegniaceae. Bases 1 to 276 code for a protein of 91 amino acids. The transcript is spliced from 3 exons. The record is from RefSeq and is a predicted model, not a curated record.
AUGACCAACGUGUCGACGACUUUGGCCAAGAUCAUCAUGGAGCCGACCUUUUCGAUCAAGAGCGUUGCCGAGGCCAAGGUUGCCAUCACCAAGGGGUCGCCCUCCGCCAGCCCCAACAAGCCGACGCGCGAUACCGCCUUUGAACGCUCGGGCUGGGCCUUGCGCGGCGGCUCCGGCGCCUGCAACCAGAUCGCGCGCUUUUUUGUGCGCCGUAGCUUUGGCGACCUGCGCCAAGUCUGGGUGCACUACGCGCUCAUUGCUUUCGUGGUUGCCUAG